Trypanosoma conorhini is the source of this 1377-nucleotide messenger RNA. Its product is annotated as putative C-terminal motor kinesin. Lineage: Eukaryota; Euglenozoa; Kinetoplastea; Trypanosomatida; Trypanosomatidae. Gene Ontology annotation, molecular function: ubiquitin binding; phosphatidylinositol binding. The record is from RefSeq and is a predicted model, not a curated record. The transcript has a single exon. The coding region runs from base 1 to 1377 and encodes 458 amino acids.
AUGUCGCUGCACGAGCAAAACCGGCAACGAGUGGUGGAGCUUCUCAGGAGCCUCUACACCAGCCACAAUGUGGAGGGAGAACGUGAGAUAAUAAUGGCGUUGGCAAACUUGGUGCAGCAAGGCAAUGCGCAGGUGGUUUUGGACGACGUCAAGGAACAUCUAAAGCACGGGACUACGACAGAGCAGGAGCGUUCCGUGAUUAUCUUGGACCAGUUGCUUCUGAAUUGCAUGCCUCAAUUUGCCGGUAUGGUGUCAUCUGAAAAGUGGGCGGACAGUCUGGUGAAGGUUGCGAAGUCCACCACUUCUGAAAGAGUCACCUACAAGAUCAUUGAGACGGUUAUUUUAUGGCAAAAGAGGUACCGCACCGAUGGCUUUAAACGCUGCGCACAGCGCUUUGCCCAGAGCAAGCUUUUGGGGGAGACAUACAACCGGGCGUGGCAACGAAUUGCCGCGGAGGAGCGCUCCGUGGUAUCCGGCAAAGACAGCAGCAAGGACAGCAAAGAGCAAGAUAGCCUUACCAACAGGGACAAACUUCAAGCGCUGAAUAAAGCAGAGACAUUUUUGCUUGAGGCCCAAGGCGAUCUUGCCUCGCUGGAGUACGCCCUUGAGCACCCAAACAUUCUUCAUGCCGAGGAUAUCGCUAAAGAGUGCAGGGAUCACAAGUUCAAGUGCAUGCGCCUACUUGAGACAGGCCAGUAUGAGGGCUUUGCCCCGGAGCUAAUGCAGUUGAUGGAGCGGUUCUCGGAAGUAUUGGAACUCUUUGAGGCAAUGACUGGGUUUGACACGGGCGAAGGUGAGGCAGCGCGGCAGCGUGCACUCUCUGCGGACGAUGGAAACGGGGUCGCAAUGGACAGCGAUGAUGAGGAGCACGCGAAGCGGCUUCGUCAGCGUGCAGCCCCGCGACAGAAUGCUGAGCAAGUUAUGCUAAAAGCUCAAGAGGCCACACAACAGUUGGUCCAGCAGGAACGUUCUGUGGUGGCGGACCUGCACAAGCAGCUUGGGGAGCUGCGCCGCAAGAAUGCUGAAUUAAGUAAUAAAUACAAGGACGCAAAGGCCAAAAAUAAGGCAGCUGUGGCUACUUUGGAGAUGUAUGCUGAUCAAGUUGAGGAGCUCAAGGCAGGAGGCGCUGGCGUCCCCGCUGGGGGUCUGGGUGUGGCUGGGGCAGGUGCUAAAGUCGCGAAUGCCGCCCCUCCGAUCUCUGUAGAGGUGGCGAGACGAAUGCGUGAUAAUGUGCAGUUUAUACGCCAAUCCCUACAAGCAUUGCGGGAGCAGCAUGCCGCUGAUAUCCAAAAGGAGAGUGCAUAUUACGCGGCGCAGCUUACCAGUGCCAUUGCUUCUAUUGUUGCUGCCGCCAAACAAGAACGCCACGCGGACUAA